ACUAUUCUUACGGAGUCCAGGAUCGCCAACCCCGACGUAACAAUGCUUGUGGAACGGACUUUAAAGACCUAGUUACUUUAAAUCCAGACCAUUUGUGAGCGGUUGGGAGAAUGUACAGGAAUUUUUAGGGGUCAGUAUCACGAGACACGUACUGUCUCACGCCACGUUUGGAGAACCGAGACUAUUCUCCAUAUCUGUUAGCUACACACCCGGAUUCUCACGUGCCAUAGUCUUUUUCUUCGCCGUUCAGGAUGUCGAGCAGACGUCUCGAGCAUCACGAAUGGUUCCACGGGCGAGUAACGCGUGAAGAGGCCGAAGAGCUACUCGAGCCAAUGCGAACGAUUAACGGAUGCUGGUUGCUGCGUGACAGUACGACGAAAACAGGUGACUACGCUCUCUCACUCUGCUACAAAGGACAGAAAUAUCACUACCAGAUCAGUCGACAUUCCGAUGGCCGUCUGUCGAUAGAGGACGGCCAGCGUUUUGAGAGUCCUGUCGAUCUUAUUGGGCAUCACAAGCUGCAUCAGGACGGUUUGUUGUGCAAGCUUAUGUCACCGUGCAGACGACGCACAGGAGUGGAAGUCCGUGGGUACAAGGAUGUGAGCUACGCCGAUAUGCAGGAGGCUCUUCGGGGUGUCGUACGGACUGUGUGGGGGUUAAAAGGUGAACAAGUUGAUGUUGCUUUGUGGAAGAAUCGUCCAAUGCUUGAACGGCUUGCGGGUGGAGUGCUGCAUGUCAGACAGCCAUGGUUUCAUGGCAAGAUAACUCGUGAAGAAGCUGAACGACGGUUGAGAUCAACAAGUAUGCCAAAUGGCUUGUUUCUUGUACGAGAAAGAGAGGGAGACUCGUUCGCACUUGGACUCUGUUUUCAACGUAUUGUCUAUCACUACUUGUUGGACAGAAAUGCUGAUAGUCAACUGUCUAUCCAGGAUGGCAGGAAGUUUGAUAAUCUUAUUCAGGUUGUUGAUCAUUAUUCAAGGAAACCGGAUGGUCUUCUCUGUUGUCUCAUGGAUCCAUGUCCUGUCACUGGGUUUGGUCCUUCGCUUAUUACGUCCAAUUCUCCAGUUGAAGAUGUAGAACCACCACAGCCAGAAUCUGUUCGUAAUCAACGACAACCUCCAAGAUCUUUUGUGCCGGUAUUGCCACCUAUAAGACCCAGUCGAUCUCCAGCAGACAUGAGACACCUAGAAGAACAAGGAGGCUUUAAAAGCAUUUACGAAGAACUACGAAUCCCCCAACAGUUUAAAUUGAGAAAGGAACAGUUGGCACUUGGGAAAGAGCUUGGUGGAGGUCAGUUUGGUUCUGUGUUACUUGGGACCUAUUCUAUGCCUGGUGAGAGAGAUAUCAAGGUUGCUAUUAAACAGCUGAAAGCAAAUGAUGUUCCGAAUGCAAGAGCAGAGAUACUGAAAGAAGCAGAUGCAAUGACGAGGUUGGAUCAUCCUCAUAUUGUACGGCUGAUAGGAGUUUGUCAUAGCACACCAAUUAUGAUGGUGCUAGAACUGUGUCCCUUUGGUCCUCUCAACAAGUACCUCAAGACACACAAAAAUAUGGCAAUUCUAAAAGUUCUUACUCUGAUGCAACAAGUUGCCAACGGAAUGGUUUACUUGGAUCGAAUGCGAUUUGUUCAUCGAGAUCUAGCUGCUCGUAAUGUACUCAUUGUCUCUGAAGAACCAAUUUUUGCAAAAAUUAGUGAUUUCGGACUGUCAAGAGCUCUUGGUGUUGAUAGCAACUAUUACAAGGCUGAUACAGCUGGAAAAUGGCCACUAAAGUGGUAUGCUCCAGAAUGUAUAUACUAUUCCAAGUUUGGCAACAAAUCAGAUGUGUGGAGCUAUGGUGUCACACUGUGGGAGGCAAUAUCAUUUGGAGAAAAGCCAUACAGAGGUAUGAAAGCACCUGAUAUAUUGAAAAUGCUUGAGAAGGGAGAGCGACUGCAUUGCCCUAAGGCCUGUCCAAAAUGCGUUUAUGAUGUGAUGCUGUGUUGCUGGGAGUUUACCAAAGAAAAUCGACCUGAUUUUGUGAUGCUAGAAAACAUGAUGAAGGACUGCGUUUCUGAGGUAGGGUCAGGCAACUUUGAGCUUGGUCCGUUUGAGGGUGCAUACUAUGUUGGUCGUCUUAAGUAGUAGUGAUUGAAUGUGACUGUCUGAGACAGGGUGCUUUGUUGCUGCAAUUCAUUUGAUUUUUAAUUGUUGCGUUGACCAGCCAACAGUACUGCUGCCAUUACCGAAAGACAUUGAUGGAAUUUUUGUUUGGCUUAGGUAGCGUAGAGUGUCAGAUAGUUGGAAAUCUAGUAGAUGGAGGAAAUCUAUGCCUUUGUCAGUUACAAUUGAA
Messenger RNA from Corticium candelabrum, 2328 nucleotides. Its product is annotated as tyrosine-protein kinase SYK-like. The transcript is spliced from 10 exons. Gene Ontology annotation, cellular component: cytoplasm. NCBI's taxonomy places the organism in Eukaryota, Metazoa, Porifera, Homoscleromorpha, Homosclerophorida, Plakinidae. Gene Ontology annotation, molecular function: non-membrane spanning protein tyrosine kinase activity; ATP binding. The record is from RefSeq and is a predicted model, not a curated record. Gene Ontology annotation, biological process: intracellular signal transduction; protein phosphorylation. The coding region runs from base 252 to 2120 and encodes 622 amino acids.